Messenger RNA from Diospyros lotus (date-plum), 992 nucleotides. RefSeq names its product photosynthetic NDH subunit of lumenal location 1, chloroplastic. The record is from RefSeq and is a predicted model, not a curated record. NCBI's taxonomy places the organism in Eukaryota, Viridiplantae, Streptophyta, Magnoliopsida, Ericales, Ebenaceae. Gene Ontology annotation, molecular function: calcium ion binding. Gene Ontology annotation, cellular component: photosystem II oxygen evolving complex; photosystem II; extrinsic component of membrane. The transcript is spliced from 8 exons. Gene Ontology annotation, biological process: photosynthesis. Bases 106 to 786 code for a protein of 226 amino acids.
AUUGCCCCUCCCCCCUUAUCCAUUUCAAGAGACCUCAACACAGAAGAAGAAUAAGUUCUUCAAUCAACUCAGCAAAGCAGCCACUGCUUCUCAGCUUCACUCAGAAUGGCAGUUUCUUCCCUCUCGAUAAGCUUGGCCGCAACCACAUUAUCCACCGGGAACAGGUGCGGCAUUCCCAGUUCGUCCAGCUCGACAAAGCCUCCUGUAUUGAUUCCAACCUUUGAUGAGUGCAAGAACUGUAAGAGAAGGCCACUGCUGCUUGGAGUAGGAACUUUAGCUUUGAGCUUAUUCCCUGCAAAUUCACUCUUUGCUGAAGAAAUACCACGAAACUAUGAAGCCUUUGUGGACUUAUCAGAUGGCUAUUCAUACUAUUACCCCUCAGAUUGGAGGGAAUUCGACUUCAGAGGGCAUGAUUCUGCAUUCAAGGACCGGUAUUUGCAAUUACAAAACGUUAGGGUGAGCUUUAUCCCCACCGAGAAGACGGACAUUCAUGACUUGGGCCCUAUGCAAGAUGUUGUUUACAAUUUGGUUACACAUGUUUACUCUGCACCAACUCAGAUGGCAAACAUAUUUGAUAUGCAAGAGCGAACUGUUGAUGGGAAGAACUACUACACCUUUGAGUAUGCCCUCACAUCUCCAAAUUUCUCUAGAGCAGCCUUUGCAACCAUAGCAAUUGGCAACGGGAGAUACUACACCCUGAUUGUGGGAGCAAAUGAAAGGCGAUGGAAGAGAGUAAGGAACAAGCUCAAGGUGGUGGCUGACUCUUUCAAGCUUCUUGACAUCUGAGAUGACACUGAGAAGGCAGUUUUCAGGUUCAUUUAUAGAGGUGUACUUUUCUUAUCUAGAGGAACUAUUAUUGAAUAUAAAAAUACAAAUAUGACAGUAAAUUAAUUAGAUUUUGUUGAAUUUAUAAUCGUGUAUAUUAAAACUAUUGAACAUAUUGGGCUAUAUUUUAUUUAUUUAUAAAAUAUUAUAAAUGAUAUUGUAUUGUA